This is a messenger RNA of Thelazia callipaeda (thelaziosis nematode), 2473 nucleotides long. The record is from the annotation of a GenBank genome assembly. NCBI's taxonomy places the organism in Eukaryota, Metazoa, Nematoda, Chromadorea, Rhabditida, Thelaziidae.
AAAUGGAAGAAGAUGAAGGAGAUUUGCUCAACAGACCAUGUAGACUUGACGUCAUGUCCUUUGUAAAAGAACGAGUCAGACAAAUUGCUGAACUGAUCCAGGCUAUCGAUAACCGAGCUUUAGUGUCAGGAGAAGUAACAAAAGGACCACGUACGGCAGCACAGUGCUUACCACGUCAUAUGCGUCGUCGAGCGAUGUCGUACAAUGUGAAACGUUUUCCACGAACACAACGUCGUUUCGCAAAAGCAGUUAUUGCUGCUUCAAAACAUCGUCAGAAACCUCCGAGUCGCUUUUGGAGAAGACGACCUAGAAAUUUACUUUUGAAUUAUGUACGAAGGCAACGAAUGUAUGUUUGGCUGGAGACUCAUAUAUGGCAUGCAAAACGUUUUCGAAUGAUCAAAAAAUGGGGGUACAAUUUGGCGCUAAGAAGUUAUCAACGUGCUUUCCGCCCAUCAUAUCGCGAUUCAAUGCGUCAUUGUGUUGCCCAAGAUUCUAGCUUUCUGCGAUGCUUUCAAAUAAUUGGUCCUAAUCUAAUGGCAAUUGCUAAACCACUAUGUGUCAUGUGUUCACCUGAUAUUGGUCCAACGCUUGCAUCUAAAAUCGCUUUAAAUGGUCAUUUUGAGUUGUCAGUGAUGCUAUAUGAACCAGGCAAGUAUCCAUCUGGAUUCAUUGCACCAGUAAGAUUAUUAUGGAGCAAACACAGGACAAGAGAAGAAUUUACAUUGGCUGUUUGGACUCAUCCUUCUUCAAGUCAAGUUAUAUUAACGAAAUUUAUCUGCCUGUUACAGUUGAAGAAACAGGAACAAAAGGUGGAUGCGAACACAGUUUCCAUUUUACCGAAAACUUUUGAUGAAUGGAGGCUGCAUAACAUGGAAAUAAAAACAGAUAUUUAUUUCAGCGAGGACGGUCUAAAAUUAUAUGAUUUAAGCGAUCAGUUGAUUAGGUUCAGAUUACACGGUCCUAAAUCACUUCAAAUAUUGCAUAGCGUUCUUGCUGUUGUUGAUGAUAAGGAUUGUGAAGAUUUAUCGAUGAGUGAAUUCAUAUCAUGUAAUCAGAGCUGGAAAGAUGAUUGGGGAUUACGUAAUCCUGGGGAGUUCCCUGAUGGUACUGUUUUCAGCUUGCUUGUUGAAGACCCGAGGUUAACUCGACCGUCAAGGAAAACAAAAUUAAAGGAAGCAGGUCUAUUUUCAGCAAAAUCAGUAGAUAUAAGCGAUUUGCAACUUCCCUUGAGCUACUUUUGGAAUUUAGAAAUCCGGAGAAAGGCCCUUGAAAAGAAAAUAGUAGAAGCAGAUCUGCAAAAAAUGCGUAGUUUACAACUUCAAACUGUGAGGACAUCAGAUGCCAAGAUACCAGUACUCGUGGUGAUUCGGAACACGAUUGGAGGAACAACAAGCCCAUAUAUUGGUUUAGACCUCAUCGCACCAUCAGGAUUUGGUUCGGAAUUUUGGAUUGCUUUACAAUAUGGUACAGCAAGAAGUGUUGGAUUAAGGGAUAAAAAAUUUAUGGAACUUGAAUCGAAACGUUUUAAUUUUCCAUCUGAUGUACCAGAUUGUGGAGCUGGUUUAAAUGAAUUCAAGGAAGAGUAUAUCAGUUUACAGGAGAAGUAUCUUCGACGACCACAUAAUCGUCGUAUAAAGUACUGGAAUGAUUUGUCGAUCAAAUAUCCUUUCAACUUUAAUUUUUCUGAAUUAUCUCACGACUGGCUUCAGCAUUCAAGUUCACUAGAAGCAACUUAUGUUGUUCGUUCUCGACAGAUUUUAGGAAUUAUUGAUAAAUGGUUAAACGGCAAAGGGCCAGCGCCGGAAGAAGCUAUAAUGAAUUCUGCUGCAUUAAUACCAGUGUGCCUCUUUUCGUUUACAACGGGUCGUCCUCAACGAUUUGCAUUGAUAUGUGCACCAGUAAAUGAAGAUUUAGAUGAAAUGAUGAGGCUGACCAAACAUAAAAAAGCUUUAGAAAUUGUUGAAACACCAAGGACAAGCAACAUCUCCAAAUCUGUGGUUGCUGAAAAUGGAAAAAAAACCGAAGCAGCUGAUUUUAUUUCGCUGGAUGUUACUCCAAAUGAAAAAGUGGUUUCGUUAGACUCACUUUUUCCCGACAUACAGAUGUCCAGCAGGAAGCGAAAAUUGAAAGAUAAGAAAAAGAUGAAAAGGAAGAAAGCGAAACUUGCAAAGAAAUUAGAGAUGAAAUUGGAUGGUGAGCAGAAAGCUGUGAUUUCAGAGCAGGUAAUGGUAUCGAAGGGUGAUGAAGGAGUAAAAUCUGUAAGAUAUAGUAUGAGCUGUUCAAGACUUAUUGUUGGAAGAGUCGUGCGCGGUGAUUUCUCGUUCGUUCAUGGAAAAGGUUUUGCUACUGGUUAUUGUUGUUUAUCAGCUCUGAAAAAUAUUCGUUGUGGGAUAGUAUUGUUUAGGAAUGUCACAUCAAAAUAUUAUCACCCAGCUCGAAUUACUAUUGUUAAAAAUCAUCUUGACUUGUAAUA